UCGCUGCGUUUGUUUGGAGUUCGCUGCGUUUGUUUGGAGUUUAGAUUCGCAAUUUACAUUUUUAUCUUAAAAUACUUCCUCAUUCACUAAAUAUUUAUCUCUCCUACUUGGGGUGAACAACCCCCCUAACACACUCAUACAAACAAAUCUACUUUUAAACGUUCUGUUUCUCGAGCAUCCGCUUGGUGUUUGUAGCUUUAGCCUGCUAGCACCGCUGGUCAGCUAAAGCUACCAACCCCUUUCACACAUUUAUUUUCUCACUUUCUGGCUUUGCUCUUCACCUUGUACAAUGUCGCUUGCGUGUCUGUCCUUGAGUGCAGGAGAGGCAUCGAUGGAGGCGCUGGAGCUGGAGCUGGAAGCGGUGGAGUCCCAGAUUCGCUCGCUGGAGACGAAGCGAGAGGGCAUCAGGGCUCUGCUCUUAACCCGUACUCGCUCGUCUGAGGUAAGUGUCCGAUACAACGACAAUCUCCCAGUUUCUUCAACCCCGCGUGUUUCUCUGUCCAGGCCCAGCGCACCGAGGACGCGGUGCACCCAGGCGUCGUUCACGCCGACUCCCGGCUACCACGGCCCCUGGGUGCAACCGCGUAAGGUGCUUGCCAGGUCCCGGGGCAGAACGUCUCCUCCUCCGGUGUUCGAGAUCCCCACGGAGAACCGCUUCGCCCCUCUCCGCGAGACGGGUCGCGAUGUUGCCAUCAUUGGCGACUCAAUCGUCCGCCACGUCCGCUCCACUUCCUCCAAAGGUAACAAAGUACGCACUUUCUGCUUCCCUGGUGCCCGAGUUAAGAAUAUUUCUGCACAGAUACCUACUAUCCUGAGCGCUGCCGAGAGCCUCGGUGCCGCCGUCCUCCACGUGGGGACGAACGACACCGGGCUCCGGCAGACGGAGAUCCUGAAGAAGGACUUCAGGAGCCUGAUCGAGACGGUUCGACGCACUUCGCCCGCCACGCAGAUCAUCGUUUCUGGACCGCUUCCUACCUACCGCCGAGGAAAUGAAAGGUUCAGUAGACUUUUUGCUCUGAAUGAAUGGCUAUUAACAUGGUGUGAAGAACAGAAAUUGCUCUUUGCCAAUAACUGGAAUCUUUUCUGGGAGCGUCCUAGGCUUUUCCGCGCUGACGGGCUGCACCCCAGUCGAGCUGGAGCUGAACUCCUGUCGGACAACAUCACCAGAAUACUUCGCUCUAUCUGACUAGCCCUCAGACUAUGCAGAGUCACUGAUUCGAUCCAAGACCAACGACGAGAUGAUCCCAAGGUUUCCAUAUCCUGGACCUGGCCGAAUCCUGAACAACUACUGCGAUGGUCAUGGAAGAGUGGAGAACAUGAGACUGUUUCCUAUGACGCUCCAGAGACAGACGAGUCUUCGCUGAGGCCAGCUUCCAGCCUCCGCCACUGAGACUGCAGCUCUGCACAAGACGUUUGGCCAGCGGAGAAAUUAAAAUGGUCGUGCCCAACUGAGCCUGGUUUCUCUCAAGGUUUUUUUUCUUCACUUCCGCCUUUAGUGAAGUUUUUUUUUCCCUCUCCGCUGUCGCCACUGGCUUGCAUGGUUCAGGAUCUGUAGAGCCGCGCAUCGUUGGAUUUGCUCUUCAGUGUUUGGACUCUCAGUAGUGAUUAUUAAACCACACUGAACUGAGCUAAACUGAACUGAACUUAAACACUACAAACUUAACUACACUGUUCCUAUUUACUGUGACCUUUUAUGUGAAGCUGCUUUGACA
Danio aesculapii is the source of this 1712-nucleotide messenger RNA. RefSeq lists its product as uncharacterized. Lineage: Eukaryota; Metazoa; Chordata; Actinopteri; Cypriniformes; Danionidae. The transcript has 2 exons. The record is from RefSeq and is a predicted model, not a curated record. The coding region runs from base 290 to 1186 and encodes 298 amino acids.